Bufo gargarizans (Asiatic toad) is the source of this 1162-nucleotide messenger RNA. It is a transcript of the gene UMAD1, whose product is annotated as UBAP1-MVB12-associated (UMA) domain containing 1. NCBI's taxonomy places the organism in Eukaryota, Metazoa, Chordata, Amphibia, Anura, Bufonidae. The record is from RefSeq and is a predicted model, not a curated record.
AGUUCAGCUACACUUGGUGGGGGGAGGCGGUUACAGAAUAGAUUGGAAACAUAAACCCUAGUAAAAUAAUGGCGACUUUGCGUUUUAUGGUAGGAACCAUAUGCGACGGGGAAAGGUGGAGGGAAGGAUAUCUGUGCUGGACCAAAGCGCAUGCGCAGUUUGGUUUUAACGUGUCGUCGUACUGAUUAGUCACCUGAGCGAUCGCUAAGGGGGGCGUGGUCUGUGAUUUCAGAGGCUUGUGGUCGGUUACUAUCGAUCUGGCGCUGAGGGCCGGCGACAAAGCUCCGCAAUGUUCAGCUUUUUCCGGAAAAGCCAAGAUACAAAGAAACAUCCGGUGUCGGACAAAGAGACUGAUGGUUUUGUUUUCUUGGGACAGACCCCGGCUGAGCGGAGGGACUCCACACCCCCAUUUCCUAGCAGCGAUCUACCCUACAAUCUGCCCUACCAGAUGCCGCCAGGAAACUUCUCACAAGUGAACAGCAAUGACUCUGCUUCUGCCAAGGUGGCCAGUCAGAUCUCAGAAGGGAACUCGACCAUGUCCGACUUGCUGAACGACAUCCCCUUUAUCCUGGCCCCCCAGGUUCAGGAGGUACAGAACAUCUGCCAUGAACUUCCGGAGCCGGUCACCGUAUACAGCCUGGAUGAGACGUUCGCCAGAUUCCAUUAUGACUUCACCCUGGAGAACUCUGUGCUGUGUGGACUCUGAGCCCUCGCUGCCUGCCAUUCACACCCGUUCGGGCACUUUAAGAUUUUUUUAAAAAAAAUGUAUUUUAUUCACUUGUAUGGCGCAGACACAUGCUGCAGCGCAGUACAGAGAGGGUCAUCACUCACAUCGGCCCUGCUCUCUACUGGGGCUCACAUUCUAGAUUGUGAUCGCUUCUUUUCACGUUAGUGAUGCUGCUAUUGAAGAAAUAUUACUACCCACUAACAGCCUAAUAGCACCGCCAUCACGGACUCGCUACACGAGUCUUCACCAACAGUGAUAAAUGUUAUGUUUUCAUUAGACUAUGGUGUAAGUGACAGAGGCGGUGGACAGCGUCUUUAUAGGAGUUUCAGUGGUAAUGGACUGGAUCAUGUUAUUUCUUGCUGUCUGCGGAACUGAAACAGCAAUCGUUAUUUAUUCAAUAUAGAAUUCAUCUACAUAAAUAGUGCAGUCACUGUG